This is a messenger RNA of Ornithodoros turicata, 1452 nucleotides long. RefSeq names its product lethal(2)neighbour of tid protein-like (gene Alg3). Gene Ontology annotation, molecular function: dol-P-Man:Man(5)GlcNAc(2)-PP-Dol alpha-1,3-mannosyltransferase activity. Gene Ontology annotation, cellular component: endoplasmic reticulum. Lineage: Eukaryota; Metazoa; Arthropoda; Arachnida; Ixodida; Argasidae. The record is from RefSeq and is a predicted model, not a curated record. Bases 124 to 1425 code for a protein of 433 amino acids. The transcript is spliced from 9 exons.
CUCUGUUCUUGUGUCCAUGCGCUGCGGAGGACGGUACAAAAUAGGCGAAGCCAUGCGUUGCAGUGUUCUGCAAUUUUUCAGCUGCUGAGGCGGCUGAAGCGUGUGAUAGCAUCACGCAGUAUCAUGCCACCUCGAAGUCACUUGAAACGUAACCAUUACCAUCGGAAAAAUGAUUUUUUCAGCAAGUACUUCAAGGUAACAUAUAACCGCGUGAUGCACGACAUACGAACCUUAAACCCGAAAACAGUCUUCUUUGAUCCCGGCGCUCUGUCCGUAGUAGUACCGCUGCUGCUUGUGGCAGAAAUUGCUCUGAACAUCGUUGUGAUCGAGAAAGUGCCAUACACUGAAAUAGACUGGAAAGCUUAUAUGCAGGAAGUCGAGGGAGUUAUCAAUGGUACAUACGACUAUGCUCAACUAAAGGGUGAUACCGGACCACUUGUGUAUCCAGCAGGUUUUGUCUACAUAUUUACACUCUUGUACUACGUCACUAGUCAUGGCACAAACAUUUACUUGGCUCAAUACAUCUUCGCUGGCAUCUACCUCGCAACAAUUUUCUUAGUCUUCAACAUUUACCACCGAACGAGAAAGGUGCCUCCGUAUGUCCUCGCCCUGAUGUGCUUCACGUCGUACCGUAUCCACUCCAUUUAUAUUUUGCGUCUGUUUUGUGAUACCUUCGCAAUGCUCUUCUUGUACGCAGCACUUGCAUGUUUUCUCCAUCCACGGUGGGCCUUAGGCUGUGCAUUUUACAGUUUAGCCGUCUCGGUGAAAAUGAACAUCCUUCUCUUCGCUCCCGCACUGUUCUUCGUGCUUCUGUCUACGCAGGGCAUCAAGAACACGCUCAUUCACGUGGUUACGUGCGGCCUCAUUCAGCUCUUACUGGCUCUGCCAUUCCUGCUAAGCAACCCAGUGUCCUAUGUCACGAGGGCCUUUGAUUUAGGCCGUGUCUUCCUGUACCAAUGGACUGUGAACUGGCGCUUCAUUCCAGAGGAAAUAUUCCUCGGCCGUCCGUUGCACUUCACCCUUCUGGGCCUCCAUCUGUUAUGUCUCCUAUGUUUCCUACCAAAAUGGAUAAGGUAUCUGAAGAUGAGAAAAAUUGGCACAAACAAAGGAAAAGCCGUAGUCAUGUUUCCUGACCAGAUCCUUUUACCAUUGCUCUCCUGCAAUUUCAUCGGCAUGGUAUUCUGUCGGUCACUGCACUACCAGUUUUACAGUUGGUACUAUCAUAGUAUACCCUACCUGCUCUGGUCUACAAGGCUCUCGACUGUUACCAAGCUGUUUAUUUGGGGUUUGAUAGAACUGUCUUGGAACACAUAUCCAUCUACUGACUGGAGUAGUCUGCUGUUGCUGUUCUCGCACCUCACCUUGCUGGUGGAACUAUGGAGGCAUUGGCCAAAGGACCCUGACGUGUUAGGCAAGAGUGAAUGAUGGAUAAAGGAUAUUUUGAUGCAAGAA